This is a messenger RNA of Nothobranchius furzeri (turquoise killifish), 5116 nucleotides long. It is a transcript of the gene capn7, whose product is annotated as calpain 7. NCBI's taxonomy places the organism in Eukaryota, Metazoa, Chordata, Actinopteri, Cyprinodontiformes, Nothobranchiidae. Gene Ontology annotation, molecular function: calcium-dependent cysteine-type endopeptidase activity. The record is from RefSeq and is a predicted model, not a curated record. Gene Ontology annotation, biological process: proteolysis.
CAUGUUUGCCGGAAAUUACUCGGUUGUUUUGAUGUUGGCUAAUGCAGUCAUUUGUCACAAGGGGAAGAAAAACUUUAGAUGGACACUUUGAGAUGCUGGACUAAAGAAAACCCUCUGAAUUUAUUUCGCUAUGCAUUUCUCAAGCUGAUGAAGUAAUCCUGGGGCCGAAUGAAGAUAGACAUUAAAUUUGAGAAUAUUGAUAGCUAGUGGUUAGCCGUGCAGUUAGCUGGCUAACUGAAAUCCUGCCAAUUUGACAACUUUUAUUCAGCAUGGACUCUACUGCGCUGGAACUCGAUGCUGUUAAGUUUGCCAAAACAGCUGUAACAUAUGAUCAAAAUGCCAAAUAUAACGAAGCUGUGUUUUAUUAUAAGGAGGCAGCUCAAGCUCUUAUAUAUGCUGGCAUGGCAGGAUCCAAACUGGAGGGACUGCAGGACAAGGUGAAUGAAUACCUGGAUCGGGUUCAGGCUCUUCACAACGCAGUCCAGUCACAGAAGAAUGACCCACUGAAGUCACGGCAGCAAGUGGAUCUAGAGCGCGCCCACUUUCUGGUUACCCAGGCCUUUGAGGAAGAUGAGAAGGGGAAUGGUGAUGAAGCUAUUGAGCUGUACACUCAGGCGGUAGAGUUGUGCAUCAAGACGUCCAAUGAGACAUCAGAUCAGACACUUCAGACCAAGCUGAAGCAGCUGGCACGACAGGCUCUGGACAGGGCAGAAGGUCUUAAAGAAUCCCAGUCCAAAUUAACUUCACCACAGACUCAGGACAGGACGGGGCCUCCUGGAACAAAGCCAAGCAGCUGUGUCAGUUCUGGAGGAACAGUUCGGCAGUUUUUACCACUCGGACCAGACUUCAGCCUGCAGGACCGACCGCAGCCUCAGCCAGUUCGGGCCGUCCAGUCCAGUGACCCCCAGGGUCAGCGCUACACAGCAGAGGAAAUUGAGGUGCUCAGGAGUACUUCUACAAUCAAUGGCAUUGCCUAUGUGCCCUUCAUGAGCGUGGACCUGAAGGAGCGAUUUGCCUUCCCUGUACCAUUCUCGGACAAAUCAGGGAAGCUUGCUUUGUCGCCCAAACAGAAAGCCAUCUUCUCCCGCUGGGUUCAGCCAGAUGAGAUCUGCAAUAAUCCCACCAUGAUCAUGUCUGUGUCCAGCUUCAGCAUCAAACAGACGGUGGUCUCUGACUGUUCGUUUGUGGCAUCUCUGGCAAUCAGUGCAGCUUAUGAGAGGCGUUACAACAAAAAACUCAUCACUAGCAUAAUCUACCCUCAGAACCGACGAGGGCAACCCGAGUAUAACCCAUGUGGGAAGUACAUGGUCAAACUUCACAUCAACGGCGUUCCCAGGAAGGUGAUCAUAGACGACUACCUACCGGUGGAUCGUAACGGAGAGCUGCUUUGCUCGUAUUCCAGCAACAGGAAUGAACUGUGGGUCUCUCUGAUAGAGAAGGCUUACAUGAAAGUCAUGGGCGGCUACGAUUUCCCCGGCUCCAACUCGAACAUCGAUCUGCAUGCACUGACUGGCUGGAUCCCUGAACGCAUUGCUAUGCAUUCUGACAAUCAAUCCUUCAACAAGGAAGACACCUUCCGCAUGCUCUUCCAGAGGUUUCACAAUGGCCACGUUCUCAUCACCACGGCGACAGGGGUGAUGACCGAGGAAGAGGGGGAGAAAUGGGGUUUGGUGCCAACACACGCCUAUGCAGUUCUGGACAUCAGGGAAUACAAGGGAAUGCGUUUCCUGCAGCUGAAGAAUCCGUGGAGUCAUCUACGGUGGAAAGGUCGCUACAGCGAGCGAGAUGAGAAAAACUGGACACCGGAGCUCCUCAAAUACCUCAACUUUGACCCCAAAACAGCACAAAGGUUUGAUAACGGUGUUUUCUGGAUUGCAUGGGAAGAUCUUUGUCAGUACUAUGAUGUAAUCUACUUAAGCUGGAACCCUGCGCUUUUUAAGGACUCCUCCUGUAUUCACAGCAGCUGGGAUGGGAAGCAGGGACCUGUGAAGGACGUCUACAGUCUAGCAAACAACCCUCAGUACAGGCUGGAGGUCCAGUGUCCAGCAGGGGGCGCUGCUGUGUGGGUUCUGCUCACCAGACACAUUACAGACAAGGAUGAUUUUGCUCAAAACAGAGAAUUUAUCACAUUGGUUGUUUACAAGACCGAUGGGAAGAAGGUUUACUACCCAGCGGACCCUCCCCCAUACAUCGAUGGGAUCCGCAUCAACAGCCCCCACUAUCUGACCAAGAUGAGGCUGACCACUGCAGGAACUCACAUCUUCACACUGGUGGUCUCCCAGUAUGAAAAACAGAACACUAUCAACUAUACCUUGCGGGUGUACUCUGGAUGCAAAUUCACCUUCUCCAAGAUCCCAAACCCCUUCACUCACACCAAAAGGAUCAACGGCCAGUGGAAGGGGCUCAGCGCCGGUGGAUGUGGGAACUAUAAGGACUCGUACAAACACAACCCCAUCUACCAGAUAAACCUGGAGCGGUCCGGCCCGCUGCUCAUCGAGCUGCGUGGAUCCAGGCAGUACAGUGUUGGCUUUGAGAUGGUGACAGUGUCGACGGUGGGAGAUCCUGGUCCAGCUGCCUUGCAGAAGAAGAGCAGUGGAGAUUACAGAUGUGGUUUCAGCUACGUGGAGGUGGAUCACGUCCCAGCAGGCAUCUACAACGUCAUCCCGACCACCUUCCUGCCCAAACAGGAAGGACCCUUCUUCUUGGACUUUGGCAGCACUUCACCCCUCAAGGUCUCCCAACUCCAAUGAAGACGAGAGAAAGUACUGAAAGGAAGGUACUUGGGAACAUCUUGGGAUAUUUAUGAAACUGCAGUUUGAAUGUAAACAAAGUGGAAUGAGCUCCUAGAAGGCCCACAAUGCCAAAAGGUGACUGCUGUCUCAUUUUGGUUUAUUUUUGUUCUCUGUUUUUACUCCUCCUGAUCUUUGCUGACAUGAAUGAGAAGAUGAUGAACGUGAGUUUCAGCUGUUGUGGAACAAAUCAACGUUAACGAUUAAUGAAAAACCAUCAAAGUGUGUGGAAAAUGUUCAAAAACGACCAAGGCAAUAGGAGAAUAAUAAUUCACCCUCAGCAGUUCUGAUCUGCACGUGCUCCAGGUUUAAUGGAGAUGAACAACCCUUUCACCUCCUUUUAAGAUGUAAGGUAACAGGGUUGAUGCAUUGCUGCAAGGAUGUUUUCCUCUUAUCUUCUUCCUCACCACAGGCUCUGAUUUGCUGCAUUCAUCAGCUCAGCAGUGCAAAUAAAACCUGACAUUGCAGUGGCUGUUCGGCCGCCGUUAGGUCCACCCAGCUGCAGUUGUAAAGUUCAGAAUCACAUCUCCGCCGUGUUCUCCACGUAAAACGUAGAGUUUAAGUCGUGAUUCAGGCAGAAAUGAGUGGACCGUUAUUAUCCUCAGACAGAUGUUUGCAUAAAUGUUUAUAAAUUACUCAGCAUGUUUAAACCACAUGGAUGAAAAGAAGCUGCUUCAUCAAUGCCACAAAACACGUCAAGUUACCAAAUCCGGGUCUUUAUAUAAUAUUACUGUUGGAUACAGUAAUAACCCUCACCUGCCAUCGCCUACUCCACCUGCAGAGGGCGUCCAUCAUCACUGGUGUUACGUUUGACUUGACCGUUGCUUUGUUAAUAUUUUAAGUUUGUUUUCUACACAACUGGUACAACAUUUUAGAUUUUAAGUUCGAUUGAAGCAGAAGUUGUUUUCUGUAAAACAUCGAAGGCUUUUCUUUUUAUUCUCAGGAUCAGAGCAGCACAACAGGGAGUCGAGCACAGCGGAGUUCAAAUGAUGUCUUCAUGUGUUUGUGGACAUGAUGGGCGAGUGAGAAAUACCAGUUUGACGUGUGUGUGCGUGUGCGUGUGUGUGUGUGUUUAACAACCUUUUACAGGUUUUAAGCUCGAUUUGCCAAGUUCUUAUAUUACAUUUAUUUUUGUUUUUGCUGCACUUUUAAAAAUUGUCUUUUUUUUUUUGUUUUUUUUUUUUUAUCAAACAUCAGAUUUCACUUAAAACAAGCUCCUUACUGUGGAGUGUUUCUCUCGGUUUUUAAUUUUUUUAUUUUUGAGUCCCUCAUCAGCAGCCUGGUAAAGACAUUACUGUAAUUUAUCUUAUUUAUCACUAAAAAGCGUUGCUGUCUGAUCCCAGUUCCCCUGAACCAGUUGCAUAAGAUUAGAAAGAUCAGCGUACGUGUCAUCGUGACACUCGGCUCAGAUGGACGUUCUGAUCCUUAAGAUCAUGUGGUAGAAAUCAGCAACAGCUCUGCAAAUAUAACAUUUGUCUGAGCAUUACUUAAACAUUUAUAACGGUUCAGAUUAGAAUCCCCGAUUAGAUUGAAGAUUAAAACGUCAAGGUUUAACUUCUCUGCUUGUUGCUUCUGCCUUUUUUUUCCCCCCACCAGUUUUCUGAAUCUGAUUCAAAUGUUGGGUCAGUGGCAACUGACUCAUGUCCUUGACAACAAAGUAUUAGUUUUUGUUGGGACAAACACAAUAAAAUACAUCUUUAUAUUGUGAUUUAACAUCAGAUUGCAUUGUAAACCCUUUAAUUUUACUUUCUAUUUGUUAAUUUGUGUUUCAGCCUCCCACAGUCUUCACUCUAUUAUAAAUUGCAACUUAAAUCCUAAAUAAAUAGUAAACUGCUGUGUUUUAGAAGAUUUUGCACAAAUUAUUAUAAUUUUUUACAUGUCAUUUUUGCUCUGUGUUUUGGGGUUAGUAAAGCGUGCGGUGUGCAUGCAGCUUUCAUUUCCACAGACGUGUUUGUCUCACAGAGGGCUGAACCUUAAAUGCUGAUGAUUUUGUACUAUUUUUAUUAAUAAAUAGCACAAACAGUAUCUUCACCACAAAAUUAGACUUUGUUUUUUAAACCUGAGUUAUGUGUGAUUGUGACAAGACAACAAGAAGAGUAAACGUUUAGAUAUGACCAUUUUUCCAUGUGCUUCUCAUCUCCUGUUGAAUCCUGUUUUAUUUUGUAAGAUUUCAGUUUUGUUUUGAUUUAAAUGACUUCAGACGGCAGCAGGACAAUCGUGCAGCAACUUGUUGUAUGAAUGUUGAUGUAAUGUUUGCAAAACUUGCACUGAAUGUUGGUCAAACUGAUGUGUUCCAAGUUUGAAUACAAAGGAAAGUAUAAACUACA